AUGGUAGUCCUGGCUCCUGGGCAGCAACUGGCAAGAGAGAGAUUUCAACGCAAGGGCAAAGUUGUUACGUUACAUAAAUUCAUGAACACAGUGAAAUCAGAAGCUAGAAGAGAGAGAAGAAACAACGUCAAUAACAACCGUUACAAGGGCGUGAGGAGGAGAAAGUGGAUCAAAUGGGUGGCCGAAAUACGGCGACCAAACACUCGUGACAGGGUAUGGUUGGGUUCGUACGACGCAACCGUGUUUUGCUUACGUGGCGGGGCGGCAAUUCUUAAUUUUCCAAUGAGUCCGCCAGAUAUUCCGGUGGCAAGUAAGUUGUCGCAGACUAAAAUUUAG
Messenger RNA from Ilex paraguariensis (yerba mate), 336 nucleotides. The record is from the annotation of a GenBank genome assembly. Lineage: Eukaryota; Viridiplantae; Streptophyta; Magnoliopsida; Aquifoliales; Aquifoliaceae.